Neurospora crassa OR74A is the source of this 3075-nucleotide messenger RNA. RefSeq lists its product as hypothetical. NCBI's taxonomy places the organism in Eukaryota, Fungi, Ascomycota, Sordariomycetes, Sordariales, Sordariaceae. The transcript has 2 exons. The record is from RefSeq and is a predicted model, not a curated record. Bases 388 to 2763 code for a protein of 791 amino acids.
CGAUCAUGCGUCGCAUCAUGAUAGGGUGGUGUCAUGACAUGGUGCCGCGAAUCGUGUGGGCGUGCGUGAGACCGGCGGGAGGCGUCAGUAGGUACAGGAUCUUGCAUGUUGUCCGCUACGUACCGUGAUCAAGAUGAGCCGAUUGGAUAGUAGUCCUGUCGAAAAGGGCACAUUCAUGAGGGAAGCAAGCUCGAUGGCUCAUCAAACUUCGAUUUGUGUCCCUAAACCCAUGCUGCACCCACUACAUCUCGCUCCUGUUCAUGGCCAUGAUGCUCAACUUCCGAAGCUCUCAUGACGACAGCGGCUUGUUCGGCCGCUUGUUGCGCUGUUCGUCGACUUUUUUUACUAGUCCAACUUUGACGUCGAAGACUACAACGACUCUUCACGAUGCGGUUCCUGUCGCGUGCCUCUGGCGUUGCCGACGAAGUUUUUGGUGAAUGCAUGGCUGCUACAAAACUGGUUGUUUCACGAACGUUUGGCUUUCGCCAUGAGAGUACGGAGGGUAUUGACGAGGAAGUCAUCGGAAAGAGGGAUACGGACAGAUACCAACCAGCUUCUGAAGCAUCUAGACACCGUCGUCAAGAUAGCAUCUCUAGACGGGCCCUCGACAACCCUUAUUCACCCAAGGUUUCAGCGACUAGUACCCUCAUCAACGACACCAGUUACUCAACAACUCUUCCCAAGCAACCUUCGUUACCGUUGUCGGUGGAGGAGAUCCUGGCCCUUACGAAGCCAACUAUCGAGAAGCUUUUGCAAGAUUCCGGGAUUGUGGGGGCUUCCAUAGGGGUCCUCCGCCAUGGCCAGCAACAUUUUGUCAAUCUGGGGACUCAGGGUCUGGAAAUCGCCACGCUUCCGGAGAAGGAUACUGUCUACCUCAUCUCAUCAAUGUCGAAACCAAUUAUUUCUACGGCAGUGGGGAUUAUGAUGGAUGACUUUUCGAGAUACCAGCUCAAGUUCGACACCCCAGUGUCAGCAGUCCUGUCAGAGCUUGAAGGCAGUCCCGGUAUACUAAAGACAUACACCAACCAGGAGCUCACCAUUGGUGACCUUUUAGACCUUCGUUCCUCGUUUCAAUGGAUGACGAAUCUGUGGGAAAGCCCCAAUGGCGAGAUUCCAUGGAAGACCAUAGACCCUGUCACCUCCCUGCUCCAACACCUCCCAGCAAACGAUACUUACACGUCUCAAGAGGGGUUUGUCUACAACCGGAAUUACUCGAACGAGUGUUUUGCCCUAUUGGCUAUACUUAUCAAAAGAAAGACUGGGUAUUCAUGGACGGAAUUUGUCCGUGAAAAGGUUUUUGAGCCACUCGGAAUGCACGACACCUUCGUUGGGUUGACAGAAGCUGAGAGAAAUGGCAAGCCCCAGAUCUUUGCCAAGGCACAUUCGGUUCAGGUGACGGGGGUCAUGCCGGAACUUCUGCAAUGCACAGAUGCACACGGGGUGGUCUGCAGAACUAAGAUUGCAGAAUGCUUCGACAGACACUACGGCCACAUUCCACAAUCUGUCGAAAUUCUCCCGUCCCAGGCUUCGGGAGCCGGUCCUGUGGGACCACCGCCGGUCGCUGCGGCAGCAGGCAUCAUGUCUACGACCUCUGAUCUUCUCAAGCUCUACAGCAAGAUUAUGGAUGUUUGCAACCAAAGACAACAGCAGCAAAACAGCAAGCUUCUCUCAUAUCAAGACCACCUCAGCUCCCCUCUCGAGCGAGGUAUAAACCAUCUCUUCUCUCAUAUGGAGAGAAGGUUGUCUCCUAAUCCAUUCAGUAACACAUGCACCUACUCCGGCGGUUGGAACACCGUCACCGUGCCCAUGACCCCCGGAGAGCGGAAUGCCUCACCAAAACCACGAUGGCCAGGCGCAGAUGGCGACAAUGCCAGACGAUUAGAGAGCGCUAUUAACAGCAAGGUCCAUGGGGAUAACCUGGAUUAUACCUUUUUCGUUACAAACCCUGACCUCAAUGUCCCCAAUCUCAACACGGAAAUCCAAAAGCCCCCCGUCGCCGAGCCUGAGAAGGACAACAAGCACCUCGCCCUCUACCACGGCGGUAACAUGGUCGGCGCUACGUCUUUCUGCUGGUUGCUUCCCGACCGCGAAACAGCCGUGGUAGUACUCUGCAAUACGAGGGGGUUCUUGCUCGACGCUGCGAACCUGAGCGGGAUGUUGUUGGCCGAGUGUUUGUUUCUCGCCGAAUCAGAUUCCGAUUCCCGCCACGAUACAGGAUCUGUCAUCAAGACUGUGAGAAGGACUUGCGAAGACACGAAAAGGAUGGCUAGGGCAAUACAAAUCGACUAUCUUUACGAUUUGGCGAAGUACGAACACACACUUGCUUCGCGGUUUCGUGAAGUGGUGGUAUCACCUCCAGGAGACACGGGCAAAACAGAACUUGAAAGGUUCCAAGGCAGAUACGAACUCACCCAGGAUGUCUUUAUCACCAUCACUGGAGGGAAAAGGGGUCUGAUCCUGCGACUUUACGGUACCGGAUACGGGUACUUGCUACGCGAACUGCAUGAAAUGGUACAAGACAAUGAAGGGCUGGAAAAGACAAUGACUUUUGCCCAACCGAUGGCAGAGCUGAUACCGAGCGGAGUCGGAGGGACAAAUAGGUUGAAGGUGGAGGACUUUGUGGUGGUGUUUAAGCGGGAGACGAUGGCAGGGGAGUGGAAGGGGUUUGAAUGGAACUUUGCGAGGGAUAAGACUCCACAGGAACAAGGAGAUACGAACCCGUACUUUUGGCGUCGAGUAAAGGAGAAGGGGACUUGGAUCUAGAGUGAUGGUCUAGAUGGAGUGAAGGGCGUGGAGAUGUUUAAUUGUGCCGUAGCGGUGUAUUGUGAAGUGUUGUUAGGAGUUGGGAGGUAGGGGUGAUGAUUCAGUCAGUCAACUAUUAUCCCUCUGAUGGUGAGUUUCCGUUCAGCCAUUGUAUACAUGUAGCGCCCAUGCCUUCAACUACAAGAGUUGAAGCGCACUCACCCAAGAUCCGGGUCCAUGGGCCCACAUCGAGGCCGGUACAGUAACGAGAGCGGAGAUUGCCGGGAAAAACGCCCGGGAAAAGUGGGCCUCAUGGAGCAAGGUGGAUUCGUG